AUUUAUUAUUAUGCCUAAUUCAUUGAAAUACUUAGUUAUUUAUCGUCAGGACACUGAAAAAUUGAUUGCAUCUUAUCUUAUUGAAUCUGGAAGUGAAGAAUUAUUUAAGAAUGAAUCCUCUAAAGUAUGUUUAGAAUUGAAGAGGAAUCAACUUAGAAUUGAGGAAAGAUAGAAAGUCGAUUCUGCAAAUGGCAGUUGGUUCUGCAAAAUUGAUGAUAAAGGUCUAUUCUAUCUCAUUUUAGGAAGUAUAUCAAUCAAUCAUUAUAUAAGUCUCCACCUAUCCAGAAAGACAUGCUUAUGCACUUAUCUAAGAAAUUUAAACUGAAUUCUCUAAAUUGGGAAAUGACUCAUUUAGAGAUGAUGCCAGUCUUAAAUUACACAUCAAAAAACCACUUAAAGAUUUAGGAUUGAAAUACAAUGAUUUAGUUUCAUUGGAUAAAAUAUAUUAAGCACAAUAAAAUGUUUGAUCUUAUUCUAUAAUUAGGUAGAUCAAACUAAAAUAGUCAUGGAAGACAAUAUUAAAUCAAUGAUUAAUAAUGGUUAGUAAUUGGAUGUCCUUUCAAUCAAAGCUGAAGAUCUUAACAAGAAUGCUAAGUCAUUUGCAAAAAAUGCUAAUGAAUUAGUACAAUUUAUCAUAUUUAACUUAGGCCUAAAUUAUGUAUUGGAGAAAUAUGAAAUUAAAGAUUAUCAUUGGAUUGAUCAUCUUGGCAGGACUUUUGUAUAUUAUUGUACCUAUUAUAAUAAAAGUCAGUGCCUCUAAUUGAAUAAUUGCAAAUUAUGU
Paramecium sonneborni is the source of this 781-nucleotide messenger RNA. NCBI's taxonomy places the organism in Eukaryota, Ciliophora, Oligohymenophorea, Peniculida, Parameciidae. The record is from the annotation of a GenBank genome assembly.